AUGAUACCAGCUCUCCUCCGCCUCGUGACAAGUAGGUUUUGGAAAGAGUUGCGCCUUUGUGAGAUUCAUCAGGAAGAGGCGUCCCCAUCUAUUUGCCGUUACCCCAUUCCCUACAAGAAGGACUUGCCUUUUGACAUUGUAGAGCUUAUGGAAGAGAUAGAAAAGAAGGCAGGAUUUCUACCAAACCUAUUUAAAGUGUUGUCUUACCGGCCACUGGAAUUUAGAGCCUUCUUUUCUUAUUACAAUGCCAUCUGCAACAAAGAAACAGGCCACCUCAGCAGAGCUGACAAGGAGCUCAUCAUUUUGGUGACCAGCAUAGCCAACAGGUGUCUAUACAGUGUGGUGGUCCACAGUGCCCUGUACCGGGUCUACUCGAAGAACCCAGUGCUCUCUGACCAGGUCUGUGUGGAUUGGAGGAAGUCCGACCUCCCUGCUCGGGACAAGGCGAUGCUGGAGUUUGCACUUGCUGUCUCCCAAGCUGACGACAUAACAGACGAGCAUUUCAAAAAGCUUGAGGGGCAUGGCUUUGACCGAGACGAUGCCUGGGACAUAGCUGCCAUUGCAGCUUUUUAUGCCAUGUCCAACCGCCUUGCUCAUUUUGUCAGUCUUGUUCCCAACAAACAAUUCUAUUUGUUAGGCAGAUCUAGUCAUAUCCCAGACUCCAAGAGUGAACCUGCUGCCCCCAGAGUCUAA
This is a messenger RNA of Orycteropus afer afer, 693 nucleotides long. RefSeq lists its product as uncharacterized. The transcript is spliced from 5 exons. Gene Ontology annotation, molecular function: peroxiredoxin activity. The coding region runs from base 1 to 693 and encodes 230 amino acids. The record is from RefSeq and is a predicted model, not a curated record. NCBI's taxonomy places the organism in Eukaryota, Metazoa, Chordata, Mammalia, Tubulidentata, Orycteropodidae.